GCUGGGGGUGGUGGGAUAGGCUGGGCGCGGCGGGCGGCCGCGGUGCGGGAGGGUGCUGGGUGCGGGCUGCCAGCUGCUAUCCAGGUCUCUGCGGUCCCCGAGGGCUCUCCGUCCCGCCGGCGCCAUGGGCAAUUGCCACACCGUGGGGCCCAACGAGGCGCUGGUGGUUUCAGGGGGCUGUUGUGGUUCAGACUAUAAACAGUAUGUGUUUGGCGGCUGGGCCUGGGCCUGGUGGUGUAUCUCCGAUACUCAGAGGAUUUCCCUAGAGAUUAUGACGUUGCAGCCCCGCUGCGAGGACGUAGAGACGGCCGAGGGGGUAGCUUUAACUGUGACGGGUGUCGCCCAGGUGAAGAUUAUGACAGAGAAAGAGCUCCUGGCUGUGGCCUGCGAGCAGUUCCUGGGCAAGAAUGUGCAAGACAUCAAGAACGUUGUUCUGCAGACCCUAGAGGGGCACCUGCGCUCCAUCCUCGGGACCCUGACCGUGGAACAGAUUUAUCAGGACCGGGACCAGUUUGCCAAGCUGGUGCGGGAGGUGGCAGCCCCAGACGUCGGGCGCAUGGGCAUUGAGAUCCUCAGCUUCACCAUCAAGGAUGUGUAUGACAAAGUAGACUAUCUGAGCUCCCUGGGCAAGACACAGACUGCCGUAGUUCAGAGAGAUGCUGACAUCGGGGUGGCCGAGGCCGAGCGGGAUGCAGGCAUUCGGGAAGCCGAGUGCAAGAAGGAGAUGCUAGACGUGAAAUUCAUGGCAGACACCAAGAUCGCUGACUCCAAGCGAGCCUUUGAGCUGCAAAAGUCAGCCUUCAGUGAGGAAGUUAACAUCAAGACAGCAGAGGCCCAGCUGGCCUAUGAGCUACAAGGGGCCCGUGAGCAGCAGAAGAUCCGUCAGGAAGAGAUUGAAAUUGAGAUUGUGCAGCGUAAAAAGCAGAUUGCAGUGGAGGCACAGGAGAUCCUGCGUACAGACAAGGAGCUUAUUGCCACGGUGCGCCGCCCAGCUGAGGCCGAGGCCCACCGGAUACAGCAGAUAGCUGAGGGUGAAAAGGUGAAGCAGGUCCUCUUGGCUCAGGCAGAGGCUGAGAAGAUUCGCAAAAUCGGUGAGGCGGAGGCAUCAGUCAUCGAGGCGAUGGGCAAGGCAGAGGCUGAGCGGAUGAAGCUCAAGGCUGAGGCCUACCAGAAAUACGGGGACUCCGCCAAGAUGGCCUUGGUGCUGGAGGCCCUGCCCCAGAUUGCUGCUAAAAUUGCCGCCCCACUGACCAAAGUUGAUGAAAUUGUGAUCCUCAGCGGUGACAACAACAAGGUGACAUCAGAAGUGAACCGACUGCUGGCUGAGCUGCCUGCCUCUGUGCACGCCCUUACAGGCGUGGACCUAUCUAAGAUACCCCUGAUCAAGAAGGCCACCGGUGCACAGGUGUGAGGCUCCUGAAGGCCCACACCUUUCAGCAGCCGCCCGCCCCUCCCUUCAGCACCUGUUUUAAUACCACAAGGACAACGGGAACGUUACUGACUCUGGUGCCUUAUUUUAUAGGAACCAGAAGUGCUGUGUGUUCAGGCCUUCUUUUCUCUGGCUGUUUUCCCUUCUGUCUCUGUCUCCUUUUCUUCUUCUCUACCCCACACCCUCACUUUCACUGCCACAUCCAUCUGGUGUGUCUCUUCCACCCUCAUAUUCAUGUACGUAUGUCUCUCUUUUAUCUCUUUUUCUCUCUUUCCUCCUACCCACCCUCUACACUCAUCAUGUAAUUUAAGCUGAAGAUGUUUAUUAUAAUCACUGUCUGUCUGUGGGGGGUGGUCCUACUGCCCCUCAGAAUCUUGGUGCCUUGAAGUUCUCUGUGUAUCUGUCCUCCUCCCUGUGGCCCUGGCAAGAGCUCAGCAUGAGUGCAAGGGGUCUGGGUAGGACAGUCCUCUCUCCUCUCCUGGCCUGGACUUCUCAACCCCAAACCAUACCCUGGGAAGCCCUCAGCCUCACCCACUCUAGCCCCUCUAGGCCUAGGUAGCUGUGGCCUACAGGCCCAGAACCAUUGCCUUCACUUCACCCCUCCCCAGCCCCAGGCCUACUGUCAUACCUUACCCCUCCCCUACCCCCAACCCCAGGGGCACAGAAGCAAGGCCUCCUGUUUAUAGCAGCUCCUUCCGUUUACUACUGCCUUAGGAGGCCCUCGCUUGUGCUCAGGGAAGUCCCCUUCAUGGACAUGUCCCUGCUAGGUGGAGUGAGGCUUGGUCCUAGUUCUGCUAAGCCUUUCUGGGAUCAAAGUCCAGCCCUGUUGGGGACUAGAAAGUCCGUAGACCUUCUUCCUGCUAGGGCCACACUGUCCUGGGUAUUGGGCUGGGCCCUUCCAGCGGGCAAGGCUGUGCCAGCCCCAUACAGAAUUGAGUGCUGUAGACUUUCUUCCUGGCGGGAGUGACAGAAUUCCAGCCAUGGGGAAGCAGCCCAGUCCUCUGUCUCCUUGCUCUACUGGAGGCAGAAGAGCACAGGCAACCUGGCAGGGGUGCUUUGGGUAUCCUAUGGUCCCAGUCCCACACCCCUGGCCCUGGCCCUGGCCCAGCCUGUGUGGCUGUUCCUGCAUGUGGAUGCUGCAUGUUUGGUCUGGGGCUUGGAUGCUGCACUGCCCCACUGCCUGUCCCUUCUGGUAAAAUAAAGAUCUGUUAUGCCUA
Pteropus alecto (black flying fox) is the source of this 2646-nucleotide messenger RNA. It is a transcript of the gene FLOT2, whose product is annotated as flotillin 2. Lineage: Eukaryota; Metazoa; Chordata; Mammalia; Chiroptera; Pteropodidae. Bases 125 to 1411 code for a protein of 428 amino acids. The transcript has 11 exons. The record is from RefSeq and is a predicted model, not a curated record. Gene Ontology annotation, biological process: regulation of myoblast differentiation; protein localization to plasma membrane. Gene Ontology annotation, cellular component: plasma membrane.